AUGGACAACCUCGCGAGAAGCGAUGCACCCUUGGAAUUGCGCGUGGAGAAAGACUCUUCCACGGACGGGGUUCUUCGAACAGACGGAGGAAUAGACCCUGAGAACGAAGUGAAAGGCCCCAAGCUAUUUCUUCUUCACCUUGGUCUCUGCCUCUGCACCUUCCUGGUUGGCUUGGACUUCAACUUGAUCGCAACGGCAAUUCCAGUCAUUACUUCGGACUUCCAUUCAAUCGGAGAUGUGGGUUGGUAUGGAAGCGCGUUCUUCAUUUCACUAUGUUCCGGCCAACCCGUUGCUGGCAAAACCUACAGCUUGUUUUCGAUAAAGGUUGCCUACUUGAGCUAUGUUGCUCUGUUUGAGGUCGGGAGUUUAGUAUGUGCGCUUGCUCCGUCAUCCCCAGUCCUCAUAGUGGGAAGGGCUAUUGCUGGCCUAGGAGUUUCCGGGAACUUUGCUGGUGGAUUGGUUAUCUUGACUACCGUGAUCCCGCUUCACAAGCGGGCAGUCUGGACUGGAACUCUAAACUCGACCUUUGCCAUUGCAAGCAUUGUCGGGCCCAUUCUCGGAGGAGCACUUACCCAACAUGUUACAUGGCGGUGGUGUUUCUACAUCAAUCUCCCUAUCGCCGGAUUCUCUGCCAUCGUUAUACUGUUAUUUUUCCACGUCAAAAGGACUCCCACCGAGAGUAUACCCUUGGGGAUAAAAUUACGGAGUUUGGAUGGUGUUGGCUUUUUGCUCUUUGCUGGCUCUGUUAGCAUGCUGCUAAUCGCACUACAAUUUGGUGGGACCAGACAGGAAUACACCUGGCACUCGGCAAAUAUCAUUGGAUUAUUCGCAGGUGCUGGGGCAGUGAUGUGCAUAUUUGUUGGAUGGCAAUGUCAUAUGGAGGAAGCAGCUUUGAUUUCUCCCCGACUGUUCACCUCUAGCAGAAACGUCUCUCUUAUUUGUGCUUCUGCCUUCUUCGCAAAUGGAGCGUUCCAAUGUAUCAUAUACUGGCUUACAAUCUGGUUCCAAGCUGUUCUUGGGGCUUCCCCAACCUCAAGUGGUGUCAGGUACUUGCCCACCGUCAUAUCGGACGUCCUUACCUCCUUAAUCGCAGCGGGUCUGGUGAACAAGCUAGGAUGGUGGAGCCCUUUCCUUAUUUUUGGCACCGCAAUGGUAUCACUUGGUGGUGGGCUUUUGACGACUCUGCAUCCUUCUAUAUCCGAUGGUCAUUGGAUAGGAUUCCAGGUUUUAGGCGGCAUUGGAUAUUCUCUUACGUCACCAUGGUCAGGUCUACCGUGCACGUUCUCGUGCCUGUGGGUGCGACCACCCUUCUCUUCGUCAUCUCCGCAAGCUGUGCCAUAUUUCUGGCUAUUGUCUUCCAAGCCCAGCUCAAGAAAGAACUUGCCGAUGUCGCUUCUUCGGCCCUCGCCAAUGAUGUGAUAUCCGAGGGGCUUCGGGAUGGCGCUCUAUUGUCCCCUCUACGGAGAUCCCAGUGGUCAUUUCUGCAUACAGCACCGCUGUGACGCGAGUAUUUGUACGGUUGCCGUUGCCUCUAUUAAAUUCUGACGAGCUGACAUGGGUUACCUAGUAUUUAACAGCAGCGGCACCAGUCCUAUGGUUUUUAUUGGUUUCUUGCACGCGAUGGACAUUAACAAAGGAUCCGAGAGCGAAGGAAGAAAGCUUAAGAGAGGAAAGUGCUUAGCUUAAGGAGUGCCUGCCAGUAUCGAUCACUACUCGCCUCGGAAUAGUGUACCAGCUUUGGGACAUAAAAUGGCUCAUUCCUUCAGCGUCUACGGCAAACAUGAGCUAUACUAUGUCAUGACUGAUAAAG
Messenger RNA from Aspergillus vadensis CBS 113365, 1810 nucleotides. Its product is annotated as MDR family MFS transporter. Bases 1 to 1419 code for a protein of 472 amino acids. Gene Ontology annotation, biological process: transmembrane transport. Gene Ontology annotation, molecular function: transmembrane transporter activity. The transcript is spliced from 3 exons. The record is from RefSeq and is a predicted model, not a curated record. Lineage: Eukaryota; Fungi; Ascomycota; Eurotiomycetes; Eurotiales; Aspergillaceae.